Messenger RNA from Ochotona curzoniae (black-lipped pika), 5547 nucleotides. It is a transcript of the gene STIM1, whose product is annotated as stromal interaction molecule 1. Bases 652 to 3027 code for a protein of 791 amino acids. Lineage: Eukaryota; Metazoa; Chordata; Mammalia; Lagomorpha; Ochotonidae. Gene Ontology annotation, molecular function: calcium ion binding; calcium channel regulator activity; protein binding. Gene Ontology annotation, biological process: store-operated calcium entry; intracellular calcium ion homeostasis; activation of store-operated calcium channel activity. The transcript is spliced from 12 exons. The record is from RefSeq and is a predicted model, not a curated record. Gene Ontology annotation, cellular component: plasma membrane; endoplasmic reticulum.
GCCCGCAGGGAGCCGCUGUCCCGGGCCUGGCCCGUGCGCGCCCGCCUGCUGGACCAGGGCUCCGCCGGCCGCCGCCUGGGCACCGGGCUGGCCGAGGGCGCUGACCUCAGCCUAGAAGGCCUUAGGAUCCUGGAGAGGCUCGCGCGUCCGGGGGCGGCCCUGCGAGUCGCACGUCCUCGGGGCGCGCUGGUGUCCCUCGCUGCUCGGCGGGGCGAGGUCAGGUGUCCUCCGCCUUCUGUUUCUCUCCUCCCUGCUCUCCUCUCCCUCCCCCGACUCCUGUGACCGUGGGAGUUCCCGCCCGCCCCCUCCUGCAGGGGUGUAGCAGGCUGCGGAGCUGACAGCGGCCCCCGCAGCCACCCUUGCCCAAACUCUCCGGAAGCGGCCCGCGCUCAGGCCGCCACCGCUGCCUCGGCGGACCCACCGGUUGGACCCCGAGACGCCGGCCCUUCUCCCCGCAUCCAAACUUGGAGCACUUGACCUUUUGGCUGUCGGAGGAGGAGGAGGCAGGUCUGCAGGUGGCUGGGGCAGCUGCGACGAGGUGGCGAGGGCAUCCUGCCUGGAGAUCGGCUGCUCUCCCGGACUCGCGGCUUUUUGCCUCCGGGAUCCCAAGGUGUACUGUCAUAGGCGCAUGUUUGACUGAGACCUCGAGUCAUGGAUGUGAGCGCCCGUCUGGCCCUGUGGCUCCUCUGGGGGCUCCUGGUGCAUCAGGGCCAGAGCCUCAGCCACAGUCACAGCGAAAAGGCGACGGGAGCCGGUCCCGGGGCGCCUUCGGAGGAGUCCACUGCAGCAGAGUUUUGCCGGAUUGACAAGCCACUGUGCGACAGUGAAGAUGAGAAGCUCAGCUUUGAGGCAGUGCGAAACAUUCACAAGUUGAUGGAUGAUGAUGCCAAUGGUGAUGUGGAUGUGGAAGAAAGUGAUGAGUUCCUGAGGGAAGACCUUAAUUAUCACGACCCAACAGUGAAACAUAGCACUUUCCAUGGUGAGGAUAAGCUCAUCAGUGUGGAAGACCUGUGGAAAGCAUGGAAGUCCUCAGAAGUAUACAACUGGACCGUGGAUGAGGUGGUACAAUGGUUGAUCACUUAUGUGGAGCUGCCUCAGUAUGAGGAGACUUUCCGCAAGCUGCAGCUCAGUGGCCAUGCCAUGCCCAGGUUAGCUGUAACCAACACCACCAUGACAGGGACUGUGCUAAAGAUGACAGACCGGAGCCAUCGACAGAAGCUGCAAUUGAAAGCCCUGGAUACAGUGCUCUUCGGGCCUCCUCUCUUGACUCGCCACAAUCACCUCAAGGACUUCAUGCUGGUGGUAUCUAUCGUUAUUGGUGUGGGCGGCUGUUGGUUUGCCUAUAUCCAGAACCGUUACUCCAAGGAGCACAUGAAGAAGAUGAUGAAGGAUUUGGAAGGACUGCACCGAGCUGAGCAGAGUCUACAUGACCUUCAGGAAAGGCUGCACAAGGCCCAGGAGGAGCACCGCACAGUGGAGGUGGAGAAGGUCCAUCUGGAGAAGAAGCUGCGUGAUGAGAUCAGUCUCGCCAAGCAGGAAGCACAGCGAUUGAAGGAGCUGCGGGAGGGCACUGAGAAUGAGCGGAGUCGCCAAAAAUAUGCAGAGGAAGAACUGGAGCAGGUUCGAGAAGCAUUGAGGAAAGCAGAGAAAGAGUUGGAAUCACACAGCUCGUGGUAUGCUCCAGAGGCCCUGCAGAAGUGGCUACAGCUGACACAUGAGGUGGAGGUGCAGUAUUACAACAUCAAGAAGCAAAAUGCAGAGAAGCAGCUGCUGGUUGCCAAGGAGGGGGCUGAGAAGAUAAAAAAGAAGAGAAACACACUCUUUGGCACCUUUCAUGUGGCCCACAGCUCUUCCCUGGAUGAUGUGGAUCACAAAAUCCUAACAGCUAAGCAAGCUCUGAGCGAAGUGACAGCAGCACUGCGGGAGCGGCUGCAUCGCUGGCAACAGAUUGAGAUCCUCUGUGGCUUCCAGAUUGUCAAUAAUCCUGGCAUCCACUCACUGGUGACUGCCCUCAACAUAGAUCCCAGCUGGAUGGGCAGUACACGCCCCAACCCUGCCCACUUUAUCAUGACCGACGACGUGGAUGACAUGGAUGAGGAGAUUGUGUCGCCCUUGUCUAUGCAGUCCCCCAGCCUGCAGAGCAAUGUCCGGCAGCGCCUGACGGAGUCACAGCAUGGCCUGGGAUCUCAGAGGUUGGUAGAGGGCGAGGCUGGCCACUUCUUGACAAGCCGGGUAUCUCUGCGGCGAAUGCGCAGCCUCUCAUCUGGACAGUCUUUCAGUUCUGAAGGCCACGGGACCAGUCCUCCAUCCACCUCUGCUUCUUCUUCCUGCUCCUCUUCCACCAUCACUACUACCACCACCGCCACCACCACCACCACCAUCACCACCGUCCAUGUCCACCCUGUUUAUUACCACCACAGCACUUCCUAUUUCCUCCAGAUGGAGCCCUACCCUGACCCACCCCCUCCUGACAGCACCGCUGUGAUGCCUGGGCAUUCAGAGAGCUUGGGGGAUUUGACCCAUUCCGAUUCGGAGUCCUCCCUCCACAUGAGUGACCGCCAGCGAAUGGCUCCCAAACCUCCUCAGAUGGUCCGCGCUGCAGAUGAGGUUCUCAAUGCCAUGAUUUCCAAUAGCAGCCACCGGCUGAUUGAGGGGGUCCACCCAGGGCCUCUGGUGGAGAAACUGCCUGACAGCCCUGCCCUGGCCAAGAAGACAGUACUAGCGCUGAACCACGGGCUGGACAAGGCCCACAGCCUCAUGGAGCUGAGUCCCUCGGCCCCGCCUGGUGGCUCUCCUCAUUUGGAUUCUUCCCAUUCUCACAGCUCCAGUUCCCCAGACCCAGACACACCAUCGCCAGCUGGGGACAGCCGAGCUGUGCAAGCCAGUCGCAACACACGCAUUCCUCACCUGGCUGGCAAGAAGGCUGUGGCUGAGGAAGAUAAUGGUUCAAUUGGUGAGGAGACAGACUCCAGCCCAGGCCGGAAGAAGUUUCCCCUCAAAAUAUUUAAGAAGCCUCUGAAGAAGUAGGCAGCAUGGAGGUGGCAGUGGUGGAACAGCUUGUCCUUCCCUGAGUCUUCUGCCUCUUCUUCCCUCCUUUCAAGAUAUCUAUGCUAGAGUGGGGUAUGGAGGGUCUGGCUCAGGGGCCUGGGCACUGUAAAAAUCCACCCCCUCAUCCUUGGGUCCUUCAUCAUUAUUUAUUAACUAAACCACCAUGGCCUGCCUGCCCUGCCUCCUCCCACCGUGGGCUGCUGCUGCCACCCUUCCCACUUCAGUGCAUGUCUUAGUUGCUGUUCCCUCAGCUCCCAGCUCCACCUCUGGGGUCCAGCUUCUGUCUUUGCAGUCCCAAUUUUGAGGUUUGAUUUUUUUGUUGUUGUUUUGUUUUUGUUUCCCGCUUUCAGGCUUUUACCUUCCACCACUCCCCAACUUCCCCUAGCAGUUUCAGGGAAGAUAGGAAUAGUAACUCUGACCUCUGUGCCUCUGAUCUGAACCACCCCACCCUCAGUGGUUUCUUUUGCCACAGACUGGGACCUAGGGCCUAACCUUUGGGAUUUGUUCUUCAGGAGUGUGGUGGGCCAAAGCUAGAACCUCAUCUUGGAGCUCACUUAGGCCUCCCAGCACCCAUGGGAGAGUGAAAGCAAUUCUCAGAGAACAAGCCACCAAAGAAUUUUGAGAGGCUUGGCUUGGGACUGCAUUGGGAAGAUGUGCUUUGGUUAGUGGAUGCCAGAGCAGUAGGCUAUGAGGCAGUCACCCUUUGUUUUCCUGCCCACUCCUGCCUCCCUCUACCCCUGCUCUGCCAUACUGCAGAAGGGUUUGUCUCUAAGAGGUGCUGCCGUAAAGCUCCCCCAGAAUCAAUACUCAGAGUAUUGGCUCCCCUGGCAUGAAGUCCAUAUCUGUGACACAGGGCUGUGAAGGAGCUCUGGGUAUGUUGCUUUUGAGCCAAAAGAUAGAGUUUAAAUGUAAGAAAAGAAAUAUCCUGAAUUUCCCAAGUGCCUGCACCACAUACUCCUCUUGUCAGACCCCAUUUUUAUGUUACUGCAUAGCCUGGGCCAGAGGCUUAAAAGUGACACAGUUGGUUUGGGGAAGGGGUGUCUAAGGAAUCUGGUGUAGGUGAAGGUGGCUGUGUUACUUCCCCCUCCCGCUCCUCUAGCCAACUCUCCCUUACCUGUUUUUGCUAUGGCUGUAAAGGUAUUUUCCCUCUGCCCCACUCCCUGCCACGCCUUUACCCGGGGAUCCUUUUUUUGGGUCUGGAGUGGGUGCACCUGGGGCUGGUUUUCAGAGGGUGCUGGGCUGCAGACUGCCUUGUACUCUCUGGAAACCUCACAUGGGUUUUUCUGUGUUAAUUCAUAAGACUCUUUGAAGUCCAAUAAAGCAUGUAGGAGAUUUUAACCUUCGUUGGCUCUGACUCUCAUUAUAUUCUUUCUGUAGUUUAACAGACAGGGGUUGAAGAAAAGACUUACUUCUUUUGCCAAGGCAAAAUAAAACUUGAAUGCACAUGCCCAGAGCUUUUCUGGAUUGGGUUACAUAAUAGCCUAAUUAAAUUUGAGUUUCAGAUAAACAGUGGAUACUUUAUUGCUAUGAUUGUGUCUCAUGCAGUAUAUAGGGCAUUUAAAAAAAUUCACUAAAUCUGGUAUUUUUAGUUUUGGGCCACUUUGAUGCUGUUGUAUAGCUUCACGUAUGAUCUCCAUGGAUUUUAGAAUGCUUUCACUGGGAGUGGGUGUUGUGGCAUAGUGAGUGAAGUAGUCACUUGGAAUGUCCUUAUCCCAUAUCUGAGUGCCUGGGAUUUUAAAUCCUGCCACAGCUCCCUACCAACACUCACCUGGGGAGGUAGCAGGUGAUGGCUCAAGUUCUUGGGUACCUGCCAUGCAAGUGGGACACCUGGAUAGAGCACCAGCACCUGGUUUCAGGCUUGCUGUUGAAGGACUUUGGGAGUGAACCAGAGGAUGGGAGAUCUCUAUGUUGCUUUACCUUUCAAAUAAAUACAUGAAAAACUUAAAAGCCACAGGAAGCUUGGGCAAACAUUUGGAGGAAGGCAGUGAUGAGGAACCAAUGAAGUUUUGAAAGGUUUCCUGGAUGGUGAUGGUUGCCGUAAUAACCUGAGCAUGGUGGAACUUGCUUUGAGCUGAACCUCUUGCUGCAUCCCAGAAGGACGGAAUUCUGGCGGGCACCUGAGGCAGUGAAAUCACCGCUCCACCAAUGAAGGCCCAAAGAGACCCCCACUUAAGCUUCCAUGUCAAGAGGGGUUUAAGACCCUCAUGCUGGUUCUUCCUGGUUCUUUCUCCUCUGUAGCCCUCUCCUUCAACAUCUGUCUUUUUGCCUCAUGGGGAAGGGAAACCUGUGACCGUGGUUCCCUGGAAUAAAGACCAUCUAAAUUCUCUUUUUAUAUUCAGCUGAAGUAUUCUUUCCCUGGUGGUCGGCAAAUCUUACAUUUGGUGUUUGGUGAAUCUAAUUGGCACAGAUGACAUUUUGUAAGGAUCAUUUCAGGUAGCUCAAAUCAGACUCUGCAUUAGCCUGGUACAUUAGGAACUCUCAUGUCUUACUUUUCAUAUG